CUGCUGGCCGACCUGCUGGCCAACUACGACCCGCGCUCGCGGGCCGUCCUCAACGCGAGUGAAACCGUGUCGGUGUCGGUCGGCCUGGAUCUGCAGCACGUGGAUCUGCACGUCCGGGAGAGCGAGGCCACGCUCCAGCUGUGGGUGAGCCUUCAGUGGGUGGACCCGGCGCUACGCUGGGAGCCGGCCGACUACGGCGGUGUACACGACGUGCACCUGCCGCGGGCCGACAUCUGGACGCCGGACGUGAUGAUGUACAACAUGCUGCCUCGGCCGCGGUCGGACUGGCUGACGCCGACACUGGUCAUCGUCUUCAGCUCGGGUGAAAUCACGCACGUGGGCCCGGCCGCGUUCCGCGUACGCUGCAUGCGCGACUUCUCCGGACAGAAGGUGGAUAGCUACCGCUGCGACGCCAAGCUCGGCUCGUGGGCGUACGACGGCUUCGCGGUGGACUUCGUGAGCGAAACGGUUGACCUCUCCAACUAUGUCGUCACCGAUCCGCUCUGGGAGCUGCACGACGCCACCGUCCGGCGCAACGAGAAGUUCUACACCUGCUGCGAGGAGCCGUACAUCGACCUGACGCUGACCAUCGAGAUGCGUCGGGCAGGCUCGUUCGCCGUGUGGCCCAGCCUGCCGGUGGUCGUAUCGGCGAUCGCGUCGGCCGCCACCUUCCUCCCCGCCUGCCUGCGCCACUGUCUGAGCGGCGCGCUGUCCCACGUCUGUUGCCUGACCGUGGCGCCGGACGCGGCGGAGAAGGCCGACGCGCUCGAUCACGAGUGGACGGCACUCGCCGAACUGCUCGACCGGCUGGUCGGCGCCGUUUUCUUCACGCUACUUGUCGUCUCCUCGGCCACGUUUUCCAUGUAG
This is a messenger RNA of Pollicipes pollicipes, 867 nucleotides long. Its product is annotated as neuronal acetylcholine receptor subunit alpha-7-like. NCBI's taxonomy places the organism in Eukaryota, Metazoa, Arthropoda, Thecostraca, Pollicipedomorpha, Pollicipedidae. The transcript is spliced from 2 exons. Gene Ontology annotation, biological process: monoatomic ion transmembrane transport. Gene Ontology annotation, cellular component: membrane. The annotation marks the transcript as partial. Gene Ontology annotation, molecular function: extracellular ligand-gated monoatomic ion channel activity; transmembrane signaling receptor activity. The record is from RefSeq and is a predicted model, not a curated record.